CGGCCCUGCGAGACAACUCUUCACAACCACCGAGCAUUUGUCAUUUCCGGGUAAGAUGGCUGCAGUGCGUGUGCUGAGGACCUGGAGCCAGAAUGCUGGGCGGCUGAUUUGUGUUCGCUACUUUCAGACAUGUACGAAUGUUCAUGUUUUGAAGCCAAAAUACGUGUGUUUCUUUGGUUAUCCUUCAUUCAAGUAUAGUCAUCCACAUCAGUUGCUGAAAACAACUGCUGCUCUGCAGGGGCAGAUUGUUCAGUUCAAACUCUCAGACAUCGGAGAAGGUAUUAGAGAAGUAACUAUUAAAGAAUGGUAUGUAAAAGAAGGAGAUACAGUGUCUCAAUUUGAUAGCAUCUGUGAAGUUCAAAGCGAUAAAGCUUCUGUUACUAUCACUAGUCGUUAUGAUGGAGUCAUUAAAAAACUGUAUUAUAAUCUAGACGAUAUUGCCUAUGUGGGAAAGCCAUUAGUAGACAUAGAAACGGAAGCUUUAAAAGAUUCAGAAGAAGAUGUGGUUGAAACUCCUGCUGUGUCCCAUGAUGAACACACACACCAAGAGAUAAAGGGCCAGAAAACACUGGCAACUCCUGCAGUUCGCCGCCUAGCAAUGGAAAACAAUAUUAAGCUGAGUGAAGUUGUUGGCUCAGGAAAAGAUGGCAGAAUACUUAAAGAAGAUAUUCUCAACUAUUUGGAAAAGCAGACUGGAGCUAUAUUACCUCCUUCGCCAAAAGCUGAAAUAGUGCCACCUGCACCAAAACCAAAAGACAGAACUAUUCCUAUACCAGUAUCAAAACCUCCAGUGUUCAUAGGCAAAGAUAAAACGGAACCCAUAAAAGGCUUUCACAAGGCAAUGGUCAAGACCAUGUCUGCAGCCCUGAAGAUACCUCACUUUGGAUAUUGUGAUGAAGUUGACCUUACUGAAUUGGUCAAGUUAAGAGAAGAAUUAAAAUCCAUUGCUUCUGCUCGUGGAAUUAAACUCACCUUUAUGCCCUUCUUCCUAAAGGCUGCGUCCUUGGGACUACUACAGUUUCCUAUCCUUAAUGCUUCUGUGGACGAAAACUGCCAGAACAUAACUUACAAGGCUUCUCACAACAUUGGCAUAGCAAUGGAUACUGAGCAGGGGUUGAUUGUGCCUAAUGUGAAAAAUGUCCAGAUGUGCUCCAUAUUUGAGAUCGCCACUGAGUUGAACCGCCUUCAGAAAUUGGGCUCUGUAGGUCAGCUCAGUACCACUGAUCUUACAGGAGGAACAUUUACUCUUUCCAACAUUGGAUCAAUUGGUGGUACCUAUGCCAAACCAGUGAUACUGUCCCCUGAAGUAGCAAUUGGGGCUCUCGGAUCAAUUAAGGCCCUUCCCCGAUUUAACCAGGAAGGAGAAGUAUAUAAAGCACAGAUAAUGAAUGUGAGCUGGUCAGCUGAUCACAGAAUUAUUGAUGGUGCUACAAUGUCACGCUUCUCUAAUUUGUGGAAAUCCUACUUAGAAAACCCAGCUUAUAUGCUACUAGAUCUGAAAUGAAGAUUCAUCGGAUGUCUUUGAACUUUUUGAGCUUCCAAAGAAUAUGUAGAGCUAGCUGUGCAGCUUCAUCACAAUGUGUAUUAGAAAUGAUCUGUAUUAUAUGAUUAAGGUUCCAAGGCACAAUAUUUCUCACUGUUCUGUUAGACUUUUUACCGAAAAUGAAUGAUGGUGUAAGAGUUCUUCUGCGGCUGUCACAUUUUAUAGGUCAUGAUGUCACUUCUUAAUAUGGUGCUGAGGUCUUUGUGUCCAUGGGUUGAAACUAGCAAGAACAACAAAAUUAAUGUUACUAAAAGACACACUGCCAUAUCCAGUGUUUACCCUAUCUUUCUUUCUUUUUUCUUUUUUUAUUUUAGACUGACCUUAGUGAAACUUCUCAGUUACACUUAGUUAGGAAAAGGAAUUCAUGUACAGAAAUAUCUUCCAUUUCCCCACAAUAGAAAUGAGAGAUAACACUAACUCUUGGAUAAGUGCAAUUACUUAACCUUUUAAGAUAUCCAUGAUUAUGUUGCUCCAUAGAGAUUAUCUGUAAAUUUCUUGUUUAUAUAAAUUAAUAUCUUUUAAAGGGGAAAAUUAUAAGCUAAUCUUGAAAAUUGCCCAAUUAUAGGGAUGCUUGGCUGGCUCAGUCAGAAGAGCAUGUGACUCUUGAUUCCAGGAGUCAUGAGUUCAAGCCCCACAUUGGGCAUUGAAAAUAAAAAAUAGCCCAAUUAUAGUUUUAUAACCAGUAAGGCUGUCAAAAGCAUUUGUUUAAAAUGAAUAUACUUUUCGAAUUUUGGUAACAUUUUUUGUGUUUUGUUAGGAAAAAACUUCACCUUGGCAAACUUGCCUCAUGUAAGGAAAGUGCUUUAAAUGUAGCAGCUGCUGACAUUGUCUUAAUUUGGAAGUCCAUUGCCUUUUAACUAUUUUUUAUCCUCCUUGCCUUUAGCUGAAACAUAGGAUAGGAUAAUGUGUUCCAUUCUCAGUAUCCUGAGAAGGAAUGUGAAUACGAGGAGAGAGAAGAGUCUAAUGGGUAAUUAUGGACAUUAAAACGAUAAAUAUUCUAUAGAAAUGAAGGUAUCAGAAUGAUCAUUUUGUAAGAGGCCCACUUUAAUCAGAAGUAGCAUCAAGGUGAAUAUAAUCCAACAUUUUGAUUUGCAUUCAGAAAUCCAGGUUGCUUCUAAUAUUGUCUAUAUGUUCAAGUGAAAUUUUGUAACAAAAAAGUUGUUGUAAAUCUCAAUUUUUUUCAAAAUGAGAAUCAUGUAAAUUAGAAAAUAAUCAAAUGAAUGUUAUUUUUAAAAUUUAGAUAGUACAUUAAGGAGUUACAAAGAAAAUGAAGUCAUCCAUAAUCAUAUUACUGUUAACAUUUAGAUCAAGGUAUCUGUAUACAUAGCUAUUCUUUUUAUAACAAUGAGAUCAUGCUAUAUCUACUAUUUUAUAAUUUGAUUUUUUAAUUUAACAUUAUGGGUAACUUUACAUGUCAAUAAACAAUUCUACAUUAUUGUACUUUAA
Mustela erminea (ermine) is the source of this 2989-nucleotide messenger RNA. RefSeq names its product dihydrolipoamide branched chain transacylase E2 (gene DBT). Bases 56 to 1504 code for a protein of 482 amino acids. Gene Ontology annotation, molecular function: lipoic acid binding; acetyltransferase activity. Gene Ontology annotation, cellular component: cytoplasm; mitochondrion. NCBI's taxonomy places the organism in Eukaryota, Metazoa, Chordata, Mammalia, Carnivora, Mustelidae. The transcript has 11 exons. The record is from RefSeq and is a predicted model, not a curated record.